AUGGUGGUGAUCAUUGUUUGUUGUUAUACUGAAGGAUCUGAAGAUGAAUCUUUAGAUGCCAACGUUGCAGAAUUGAAAGCGGAAUGUAAUAAUAAGGUGUAUGAAUUUUGUUGUGAGGAAGAUGCUUUCUAUUGUAAAGAACAUUCAGAGAUGCUACAUGCAUAUGAUGUUAUGAAGGACCAUGACAGAGUUCCAAUUGACCUGUAUAAAUGUGCUACCAAAACCCUAGAUGAGACAUCGGGCACACCUGAUGAUUUCAAAAACGAUUGGAACAAAAACAAUAUUCUCUACGUAAGUCCAAACACCCAAAAGAUGGAAAUGGGUAUGAAAUGGUUGAACACUGGUAUCGAUGAAAAAGAUCCAUUCCUUUUGGUCAGUUUCGUUGGACCUGCAGGCGCUGGAAAGAGUACUCUAAUCAGAAGUUUUGCUGAAGGACAGAUUCCGGUUUCAUCCAACAGUCAAACUACUGCUGCCAGUUCCGAUAUCAAUUGUUACAAUGGAACAUUUGACAAUGAAAACCAUUGCAAAUACCUACUGUUUGACUCUGAAGGUAAAGGUGCCGAUACCAUUAACCAAAUGAUUAUAAACACCCAGAGCUCUGGUUUAAGUUCUUCCAAUAACUCGAUCUCCUACGAUUAUCGUCGCUCCUUUAUCGAUACAUGCUAUCCAAGAUUACUAUAUCUUUUCAGUGAUGUAUUUGUUUAUGUAUUCAACCAGACUGCCAAGCAAAAAGAGAAUGUAAUUUCCGAACUUCUUUCAUAUGCCGCUGAGAGUGCCGCUGCAUCAGUUAACCAACUCACCAAACCACACUUGAUUGUUGCUUUCAACAAAUCGAAUGACGUUCCAACCUAUGACAAUGACGAGGCAAGAGAAUUGAUCUUCCACGACAAAGAUGAUGGUUCUGCACACAGCCAAAAUAUCAAAGAACUCAAAAAGUAUUACCAAUCACUCAAUGUAAUCUUCAUCCCUCCUGGAAAGACAAUUAACCCAGAUUCCAAUGAGAUUCAAUGGGUACUCGGAAAGUUUGUUCAACAAACAUUGAAGUUAAAGACAUUGGUCUAUUCACUCCUUCAAUCGGCAUACAAAGUGAAAACCAAUCAAAAUAUUGUUUGUGAAAGAGGUAAAAUCAUGGGAUAUAUCUCAAAAGCAAUCAAUAUUCUCAACAGAGAUCCACACGGACCAAUCGAUAUCUAUAAGAUGGCCAGAUCAAUGGAAGGUGUCAACUCAUUCCUUUUCGAAUAUUUCGAAUGUAUUUAUAAUCUUAAUAUCAAACAAGGUAUAAAUAGAAGCGUUGCAUUUGACCAAGCAUUCCAAGUUAUUAUUACCAGAGUCAAAGAUAUUCUCUAUUUAUAUUGUCAGAGAAAUAGUCUUCUCCACCCGACCAAAGGUCAACAUAUUCCACAAAGUCUGAUUGAAAUGUUCGAGAAAGCUCACUCCAGUAUUAUGAAACUUCUACCGUGUAACUCUGCUCAUCCUUUGAAGCCACAUAUUCGAUGUGAGGUAUUACAAGGUGCUCAUGGUGUGAUAUCCGAUCACAAAUCAACUCAGAUUGAGACGAAAAAGAAAAAGUUUUUGUUUCUCAAACUUGGUGAGAAGGUGGAGACUGUGAGUUACCAAUGGAUUGGUAAUGGAUUUGAACCAUCCAAACAUUAUCAGAAUCUAGCCGAGAUUGCCAAUGAACUUCUCCCAGAAGCUGGAAAACAACAUCCAGAUGAGAAUAUCACGAUUCAAAAUCGAUUGAAACUCAUUGAAAAUAAGUCAUUGCCAUUUACGAACAGAGUUUGUUAUGGUUGCCUCCUUGACCAUCCAACACAAACCAGAAAGUGUGGUCACAUGUUCUGUAUUACAUGUUCCACUCAAUGGAGUGUACAUUGUCCAGUUUGUGGUACACACUCGCCAUGGACCAACAACGAUAUACCGACACUUGCUGGUACUCGUAUACUUUCACUUGAAGGUAUUGGAGGUGUAACUGGUGUUGCACAAGCUUUUAUUAUUACAACAAUAGAGCAUAUCCUUUUUGAUAUUCGAAUCCACAAAUUAGUCGACCUUAUUAUUGGAUCUGGAUCUGGAGGAUUAGUUGCACUUGGUGUCACUGGUGAUUCUGGAAAUGCUACAAGAAUGAUUGCAUUCUACACUGCAUUGAAAGAAAAACUGGAAACCUAUCCGUUGGGAACAAUUGCCGGAAUUAAGAAUCUCACAAGAAUAUUAUAUCGAUCAAUUUAUAAAAAGAUUUCAUUCCAGAGUAUUUUAAAGCAACAUCUCGAAUAUCUAGAGUCUGUUGGAAAUAAUCCGAGAUCCGAUCAGAGUCUACUGUGCCAAGCUGCGACCAAAGGAAAUUCUCAUGUUGCUGUCACUUCUACUACAAAAAGCACAGGUUCAAAGAAAUUGUCACUCUUUACAUCAUACCAUCUUCCAGGAAAAUAUGAUAAUCCAUCAGGAACUGUUUUCGAUGCAUGUCUUUCAACUUCGGCAACCGAUGGAUUCAUUGAACCACAUAUCAUCAAUGAAGUAUCAUACACCGAUGGUUCAACAUCAGCAUUGGCACCCGCAAUAAUUGGAUAUGAAGAAGCUCAACGUUUAUUCAACCGCUCAUGUGAUUUGAUUGUGGCAGUAACAACCGGUAAAUGGGCCAACCCUGGAAAUCAACAUCAAGAGGACUGCUAUAAAGAUGGAACCAACACCGUUUCAACACUUAAUGAGAGUAGCACCAAGUGGGCAGAGUUGAAGGAUAAGGUAGUUGCGUCCAAUCAUCCAACAGUUUGCAGAAGAAUCGACCCAGAAUAUACAGACGAUUACUGUUAUGAUGAAAAGCAUAAGAUUGAAUCUAUCAUUUCCGAUGUCAGAAGGUAUUGUGAGAAACACAAGUCAUUGCUGAACGAUGUUGCAACCAAAUUAUUGGCAAGUCAAUUCUAUUUGACUGUCAAUCCACACCAAGACUCAAUCAAAUUUACAAUUCAAUGUCGUUUAUCAUAUGAGUUGUACGAAAAUACUGUUUUGGUUGACAAACUAAGAAAAUUAAGCACUCCAUUCAGUAUCACUGCAGAUGGUGUAGGUGCAACAGACAUUGUAUUUGACAAAGUUCAGUUCAAUGGUGGAUUCUCUCAAUCACUCACAAUCAACAAUUUGCAACGUGAUAAAUUAAGUAAGAUCGAUAUCAAACUCAAUAUUGUAUUUGGUGAUGAUCAGUCCGAAGAUAAAAAACAUUCAAUCUCUGGAUUCCCGAUGAACUUUAGCCAAAUUCUAAACACAGUAAAUAAAAACUAA
Heterostelium album PN500 is the source of this 3264-nucleotide messenger RNA. RefSeq names its product patatin family protein. The transcript is spliced from 2 exons. Gene Ontology annotation, cellular component: membrane. Gene Ontology annotation, biological process: arachidonate metabolic process. Bases 1 to 3264 code for a protein of 1087 amino acids. The record is from RefSeq and is a predicted model, not a curated record. Lineage: Eukaryota; Evosea; Eumycetozoa; Acytosteliales; Acytosteliaceae.